This is a messenger RNA of Cherax quadricarinatus, 2021 nucleotides long. Its product is annotated as mannose-binding protein C. Gene Ontology annotation, cellular component: external side of plasma membrane. The record is from RefSeq and is a predicted model, not a curated record. Gene Ontology annotation, molecular function: carbohydrate binding. Gene Ontology annotation, biological process: biological process involved in interspecies interaction between organisms. NCBI's taxonomy places the organism in Eukaryota, Metazoa, Arthropoda, Malacostraca, Decapoda, Parastacidae.
UUGUGAAAGUUGCAACCCCUGUCAGUUGGUAUCCCACAGCCGUAAGAGACAGGUGCCCCCCCCCCGUGUGUUUACCACCCACAACCCUACAAACCCCGAUCCACACCCCUGAAGCGAAAGCGUGUAGUAGAGUGCCAACAACCCGCAUGUAUAGAAUACGGGAACCGUCGUAUUCGUGGCUCCUUCUCACCAUGGCACUCUACUAACCCCCAGCUCACCCAGGACUAUACCCUAUCCUCGGAAAGGACAAACAAACCACUACAACGCCACCUACAGCACCUCCAACCCCCCUCCUCCACCACCACUUCGAUAAACCAGUGUCCAAAUCCUCCACCUCAAAAAGCCGAGAACCAUGAAAAAUCUCGCUGGAUACCUUGCAGUAACAUUAUUAUUGUGGACGCCUUUGGACGGUCAGGUACCUAGAGAGUUACGCAACCCGUCGCCCAAAGAGAUAAUUGCCCAGCUGCUGCUACGACGGGCACACAAGGGCAACACAACACCUGCCCCAGCCUUCAGGCACUCCAACACCCAGGACGACGGUGGAGGAGAUGGAGGUGGAGGUGGUAGUGAUGGUGGUGGUGGAGGUGGGAAAGUAGGUGGUGUUGGUGGAGGCAACGGCGGUGUUGGAAAUGGUGGUAGUAGUAGCAGUAGCAGUAGUAGUGGUAGUGGUGGCAGUAACGGGGGAAGUGAGCUGGUGGUCGCAAAUUUGCAACGUGUAGAAGAGUAUGAGAAAUUCCUCCCUUCAACACAAGCGUGUACGGGAAGCACCUGCGGACCAGACGAAUCGUUCACGGAGCGCUGGAGGAUGCCUCUCAUGAAGUUGGGAGAUAAACAAUACUACUUAGGUAUAUUCUUUAAGGCUAACUGGUUCAAGGCAGCGCAGUACUGCCGGUUUCAUGGCAUGCAUCUGGCCUCCAUAGAGACGCUCAGAGAGAACACAAGAUUGGAGAAUUACGUUAAGGAAGUCGGUUUAGGACAUGAACAUUUCUGGACGUCAGGGACGGACCAAGGGGAAGAAGGACGCUUCUUCUGGAUGUCCAAUGGACAGCCCAUCACCUACACUAACUGGAACGCUGGGGAACCCAAUAAUUUCCAGUAUGAGAAUGGAGAGAUGGAACACUGUCUAGAGCUGUGGAACAGAGACGGGAAGGGACUCAAGUGGAAUGACAGCCCCUGUUCCUUCGAGACAUUCUUCAUCUGUGAAGUAGCUUAGUGCCAGGCUCCAGCCUCAGUCCUCAUUUAGUCGAUAAAUAUAUAUAAAGCUGUCUCUUCUCUGUCUCUGUCGUCUGUGUGUGUGUGUCUUUAUCUCUCUCCCAAGAAAACACAUUUACAAAUACACGCAAAGAAAAAAUACACGGAAACACACACACACACACACACACACACACACACACACACAAGCAAACACACAAUUGUUUCUCAGGUACUCGCCAAACAACCCACACUGAAACACGGUUGCGACCAACAACUCUUCAAAACUCAAUAAGUCUCCCAUGAGAAAUCUUCUCUUGCGGGAAGAACUGCGUACAAGAUCGUCCCUGGAACUGGACGUCCUGGAGAUGGAUAAAGAGAGAUUUCUGGGGGAAAUAAUUCACAUUUUUAUGACUUAAAAAUCAGUGUUACCGGCCCCUUCGAAGUGUGUGUGUGUGUGUGUGUGUGUGUGUGUGUGUGUGUGUGUGUGUGUUUUGCACCUUCCAGCACAAUAAAAUAAAUUGCAGAACUCACCUCGGUUGUUCCAGCCCAUGGGAUAAAUACAAUGCAACAGUGCAUGAACAUUCACAUCCUGAACUGUGUGUGUGUGUGUACUCACCUAGUUGUGGUUGCAGGGGUCGAUUCAUAGCUCCAGGCCCCGCCUCUUCACUAGCCGCUACUGAGUCCCUCUCCCUGAACCAUGAGCUUUAUGAUUGUGUGUGUGUGUGUGUGUGUGUGUGUGACUGGACGGAGCCAAACCCAAGUCUAAUCUUUCAUGUUUGUAUAGGAUUAUUAUUUUCUUUGUAAAUCACAUAUCUGUAUUUAAAGAU